GGUGCCCGUGUAACUACCCGUCCCCCGGCGAGUCCUACAAGGAGAAGAGCUUGUGUCGGGAGGUGGCAGGAUUCGUGUGUGGCAGGGAAGAGGACUCCGGACGCUACUGGUGCUCCAUGCGCCACACUUCGAGCAACACCGUCUUCAACUCCGUCAAAUUCCACCUGGCCGUGCUGCCAGCCCCCACCCGGGCCCCCAGGGCCGCCUGCACCCCCAGCUCCCCACAGAGCCGGAGCUCUGCGCCCCCAGCAGAGGGAGUCACCGAGGCCCUUGAGGCUGCGCCUGCCUUCACCACAUCAGCUUGGCCCCGGAAUGCCACCUUCUGCCCUGGCCCUGAGGCCCCCUGCGCCCUGGGCCCGGGGCUCUGCGGACUCCUUCUCACCAAGAGCCUGGCGCUGGGUGCCCUGCUGUGGCAGGUGCUGUGCCGCUGAGCUAAAUCCCCAGCCCCGCCCUGCUCACUUCUUGGUUCAGGACGUCAAGAAUUUGGACGAGAUCCCUGAUCUGGUGACGCCCCUCCACCACCCUUCUGC
Messenger RNA from Chinchilla lanigera (long-tailed chinchilla), 530 nucleotides. Its product is annotated as natural cytotoxicity triggering receptor 2. Bases 117 to 431 code for a protein of 104 amino acids. The record is from RefSeq and is a predicted model, not a curated record. The transcript has 5 exons. NCBI's taxonomy places the organism in Eukaryota, Metazoa, Chordata, Mammalia, Rodentia, Chinchillidae.